Molecule: messenger RNA, 2231 nt
Organism: Gadus chalcogrammus (walleye pollock)
Lineage: Eukaryota; Metazoa; Chordata; Actinopteri; Gadiformes; Gadidae
Product: neuromedin-K receptor-like
Exons: 5
Coding region: 106-1353 (415 amino acids)
Biological process (GO): positive regulation of flagellated sperm motility; G protein-coupled receptor signaling pathway
Cellular component (GO): plasma membrane; sperm midpiece
Molecular function (GO): tachykinin receptor activity
Source: RefSeq, a predicted model, not a curated record
AUCACGGUCGUCUGCAGUGGUGAAUUGGUUGGAGACAAAGUGGGAUGCAGCGCCUGUUCAUCAUCAGUACUUUAACCCAAAUGAUCUGACCGCUGACACUGCGGCAUGGCUGCUGUUCACAACAUGUCCAACACGACACGAAAUUGGACCAAUCCGUUCGUUCAACCGGCGUGGCGCAUCGCGCUGUGGUCCGUGGCGUACAGCUCCGUCCUGGCUGUUGCGCUCCUUGGCAACCUAAUCGUCAUUUGGAUCGUGUUGGCGCACAGGCGGAUGAGAACAGUCACCAACUACUUCCUGCUGAACUUGGCUUUUGCCGACGCUUCGAUGGCCGCGUUCAACACGUUGAUCAACUUUAUCUACGCGGUGCAAGGCGAGUGGUACUUUGGAGAGGCGUACUGCAGGUUCCACAACUUCUUCCCCGUCGCCGCCGUGUUCGCCAGCAUCUACUCCAUGACGGCCAUCGCCAUGGACCGGUACAUGGCCAUCAUCCACCCGCUGACGCCGCGUAUGUCGGCGAUGGCCACAAAGGCGGUGAUCGUGAGUAUCUGGGGACUGGCGGUGGUGCUGGCCUUUCCCGUCUGCUACUUCUCAAAGGUGCUCAGCGUUCCGCGGCGCACGCUCUGCUACAUCGCCUGGCCGCGCAAGCAGGACGACGCCUUCAUGUACCACAUCAUAGUGAUCGUGUUGGUGUAUGUGCUGCCCCUAGUGGUGAUGGCUAUCACCUACACCAUCGUGGGGGUCACCCUGUGGGGAGGGGAGGUCCCAGGGAACUCCUCGGAUAACAACCAUGGACAGCUGAAGGCUAAACGCAAAGUGGUGAAGAUGAUGAUCAUUGUGGUGGUGACCUUUGCCCUCUGCUGGCUGCCCUAUCACGUGUACUUCAUCGUGACGGGCCUGUCCAAGCCACUGACCCGCUGGAAGUACAUCCAGCAGGUGUACCUGUCGGUGAUGUGGCUGGCCAUGAGCUCCACCAUGUACAACCCCAUCAUCUACUGCUGCCUCAACAGCAGGUUCCGGGCGGGCUUCAAGCACGUGUUGCGCUGCUGCCCGUGCGUGCGUGAGUCCGGGAGCUACGACGAGCUGGAGCUGCGCAGCACGCGCCUCGGCCCGGGACGCCCUGCCAGCAUGUGCACCCUGUCCCGGGCGGACACCAGCCUCCGCAGCACCCUGCACCGCCACCGCAGCACUCAGAAGAGCGUGGGGUCCUGCUACGGCCGCGACGGCCGCAGCCUGCCCACCGUCCAGGGCAGACAGCUGACGGCCCGGUCCAGGCUGUACAGUGAUCCUGGGGACUGUGCAGGGAGCCCAAAUGAAACAGUGUGCAGCGAACCCAGUGACGUCAAUGUGGAGUGAACUGGGUUAAGUGUACACUGCGGUGAACCCAAAUGAAAAGACGAUACAGUGAACCAAAUACAAUGACUCUUCUAAACCGGCAAUGGAAAGGAAUGAAUUGUAUUCACCUGGCAGGGAACCCAUGUGAAAAGGCUGUGCAGUGAACACAACUAAAUGACCACAGUAAACCCAUACUUAAAUAAAUGGUGAGUGAAUUGGAUUCACCUUACAUUGAAACCCAAAAGUUAAAUUUUGAGAGAAAUGGAUUCUCGUUACAAUAAAACCCAAACAAGUAAUGAAGAGUGAAUUGGAUUAAUCUAUGAAUCCAAUAAAUCCAACAAAUACAAUGAACCCAAUUGAAUGGCAAUACGCUUCUAAUAUGUCAUUUAACAAGUGCUUAUCAUACCAAGUAGGCUGUCUUCAAUAUUUAAGUGGGUUAAAGAAGCACAUGGUAAUCUCUCUCUAUACAGAUUUACCCCCCUUUUGCAAAUCCAAGCACGGGUUGACUCUAAAGUGAAAGCAGGAGGGAUUCACCGUGGCUCAGCCGACAUGAACACUAGUGAAAGGGCUCGCAGCUUGCCCCGACUAACAUCACCGCCCAACGACAGCAUGCAGGCUGAAGUGGGCUAAUGCUGGCAAUUUUAUGGCAACCAAAAACGUAAUACAGCCUGCCACCACCGACUGACACACCGGCCCGAUGCUGGUGUUUGCUAAACAGAAGACAUAUGGCCGUAUCAUGAUGUGAUUGUGAUGAAGCCUGCUCAUCAAUCAAUCACCUUGAGUUUACAUUUUAAGAUAUCAAAGCGUAGCAUUGCAGCAUUGUCCCUUGCAGGAAGCAUUAUUCAAUGCAUGAUUAGAGUAUAAACAUGCUAGGUGUAAGGUAGACUAUAACAGAUGUA